Molecule: messenger RNA, 2783 nt
Organism: Lontra canadensis (Northern American river otter)
Lineage: Eukaryota; Metazoa; Chordata; Mammalia; Carnivora; Mustelidae
Gene: KLHL6
Product: kelch like family member 6
Exons: 7
Coding region: 49-1914 (621 amino acids)
Biological process (GO): germinal center formation; B cell receptor signaling pathway
Molecular function (GO): protein binding
Source: RefSeq, a predicted model, not a curated record
GCUUCUGCAAUGUGACCUGCCUGAAGCUUGGGUGCUCCUUCAGUCUGGAUGUUGAUGGCAGGACAAAGGGACGCCUGGACCAUGGGCGAUGUGGUAGAGAAGAGUUUGGAAGGGCCUCUGGCACCUUCUACAGAUGAGCCCUCCCAGAAAAGGGGAGACCUGGUAGAAAUCUUAAAUGGGGAUAAGGUAAAAUUCGAUGACACGGGACUCUCUUUAAUUCUGCAGAAUGGCCUGGACACCCUCCGUGUGGAAAAUGCUCUGACCGAUGUCAUCUUGUGUGUGGACAUUCAGGAAUUCUCCUGCCACCGCGUGGUGCUCGCUGCGGCCAGCAACUAUUUCAGGGCCAUGUUCUGCAAUGAUUUAAAGGAAAAGUACGAGAAGAGGAUCAUUAUCAAAGGGGUCGAUGCUGAGACCAUGCACACUCUCCUGGACUACACAUAUACCAGCAAGGCUUUGAUCACCAAGCAGAAUGUGCAGCGGGUCCUGGAAGCUGCUAACCUCUUCCAGUUCCUGCGGAUGGUGGAUGCCUGUGCCAGCUUCCUAACAGAAGCCUUGAACCCUGAAAACUGUGUUGGAAUACUGAGGCUGGCGGAUACACACUCGUUGGACAGUCUGAAGAAGCAGGUUCAAAAUUACAUCAUUCAAAACUUUGUGCAGAUUCUGAACUCUGAGGAGUUUCUCGAACUUCCUGUGGACACUCUGUACCACAUCUUGAAGAGUGAUGACCUCUAUGUGACCGAGGAGGCUCAGGUGUUUGAGACUGUGAUGAGUUGGGUCCGGCACAAACAGUCAGAACGACUCUGCUUGCUCCCCUAUGUCCUUGAGAAUGUGCGCUUGCCACUUCUGGACCCAUGGUACUUUGUGGAGACGGUGGAGGCAGAUCCUCUUAUCAGACAGUGCCCAGAGGUCUUCCCGCUGCUUCAGGAAGCCAGGAUGUACCACCUUUCAGGCAAUGAGAUCAUUUCGGAGCGCACCAAGCCCAGGAUGCAUGAGUUUCAGUCUGAGGUAUUCAUGAUCAUUGGUGGCUGCACGAAGGAUGAACGGUUUGUGGCGGAGGUUACCUGCCUGGACCCCCUGCGGCGCAGCCGCCUGGAGGUGGCCAAGCUCCCCAUGACGGAGCAUGAGCUGGACAGUGAGAAUAAGAAGUGGGUGGAGUUUGCAUGCGUGACAUUAAAAAAUGAGGUCUACAUCUCAGGUGGCAAAGAAACACAACAUGAUGUUUGGAAAUAUAAUUCUUCAAUCAACAAAUGGAUUCAAAUUGAGUAUUUGAAUAUAGGCCGCUGGAGGCAUAAGAUGGUGGUGUUAGGUGGCAAGGUCUAUGUGAUUGGAGGUUUUGAUGGCUUGCAGAGGAUCAACAAUGUGGAGACUUACGACCCCUUCCAUAACUGCUGGUCAGAGGCUGCGCCCCUUCUUGUCCACGUCAGUUCCUUCGCAGCUACGAGCCAUAAGAAGAAGCUCUAUGUGAUUGGGGGAGGACCCAAUGGGAAAUUGGCCACAGACAAGACUCAGUGUUAUGACCCCUCAACUAAUAAAUGGAGUUUAAAGUCGUCCAUGCCAGUGGAGGCUAAAUGCAUCAAUGCAGUCAGUUUCCGGGACCGCAUCUAUGUUGUUGGAGGGGCCAUGAGAGCGCUGUACGCCUACAGCCCCCUGGAGGACAGCUGGUGCCUGGUGACCCAGCUCAGCCAUGAGAGGGCCAGCUGCGGCAUCGCGCCCUGCAACAACCGGCUCUACAUCACCGGGGGAAGGGACGAAAAGAACGAGGUCAUUGCCACCGUGUUGUGUUGGGACCCUGAGGCCCAGAAACUGACAGAAGAGUGUGUCCUGCCCCGGGGGGUGUCACACCAUGGCAGUGUCACCAUCAGGAAGUCUUACACCCACAUCCGGAGGAUCGUGCCAGGAGCCGUGUCAGUGUGACUGCGCAAGGGCACCAGGUGCCGGGAGAUCGCCCUCUGCACCUGUUGCCCGGGUUCAUGCCACUAAAGACAGCAGGCUGGCCUUGAGCUACGGGCCUUACACCUGGGCUCCCCAUGGGGGCUCCUUGGAAGUCACAGCUUUAGGACACUUGAGACCAGCCAGGAAUGUUUGUGUGACCUACCUCAGGAGGAAAGAAGAAGACUACUUAACAUUCAGGACACACCUGUCCCAUGCCAGGUUCUGUGCCAGGCACUUGUGUGUAUCAAUUCAUUUAACCAUCAUAACGACCUGGUGACUGGGUAUGAUCACUUCACUUUUACAGCUGAGGAAACUGAGUUUCUGAGAGGCUAAGGUCUUCGCCCCUGGUGACUCUUAUUAUAAGUAGCUAAGCCAGGAAUCUAAACCCAGCUCUUCCCGUUGCAAGGUCAGUGGUGUUCUGUCAUGUUGUCUAUCUCUGAGUAGGAAACAAAACAAACAAAAGCUGGUUCAUUUUUUCUUCUGACAAGUUUGCUAAAAGGAUUCACUCAGAAAGGCAAGGAAAUAAAGUUGUUGUUUUUUUUUCCCCCCUUUUCUUUUUUUCUUCUAUUAGAGCCUUCGGCUCCUUGUCAAGAGUGUCUUGUAUGUUGUUCUAUCUAACAGGACUGGGAGUUGGCUCUGGGAAGACCUAUAUGCUUAGAAAGAGAUAAAAGACUUUUCCCCCAUCAAAACUUUUAUUUCUUAGGAUCACAGAGGUACAUUCAGACCAGAACUGUCCUUGCUAGACAGAAUUGUACCUUCAGCACAGGCCAGUGCCCUCGCCUCUUCAUGCCCAACACCUAUAUUGCAGUAUAGAAAGGGUUUUCCAGAGACUCAGAUUACUAUUUUUUUUU